AUGAUCUUUCAAUCAUACAAACCCCCACAUUCACCUGAUGAGGUGGCGAUGAUCCCGGGAGGGAUUACAGUGAACGCUGGGGAUUCUGAAUUAGUCAAAAGCUUGAAGGGUCACCAAAAGUUGGCCAUUGCGUACCCGGGCAUGGAGGCCAGGCUCGACAUCGUUCAAAUCAAAUUAAACCAUCCAAAACCCAAGAAAGACAGCCCUCCGCGAUUGGCGAACGUGCCGAUGCCGAUGCCUCCGGACGCCACCCUUCAGGCUCCCGCCACCACAUCCACACUCACGUACUCCACCUCGGCCGUGUUACCCUACCCCUUGGUGACGGAACACCAACAGACGGCUCCUCUUCCUUCCCCAAUCCGGCCAGUUGCCUCCACCGGGAGCCAGGGCGUCAUCCGCCGUGCGACACGCCACCCUUACUACACGCCGUACCGGCCCCCGCACGAGCGAUCCCCGCCACAGCGCGGCCUUCCCGACAGCAUGCAGCAGCACUGGAGCUACACGCCCAUGUACCCGAUGCAUGUUGCCGGUAUGGAGUCGCAGCAACACCCAUGGGGACCGCUCGCAGCAGAAGCUCAUGCACAACACGACGUCCAAGCAGCGUAUCACAACCCGCAAUGGGCCGCUUAUUCCGAUGCCUUGGGCAACGUCGUAUACCCCCCGCCACAUCCCGAGCUUCAAAUGCGUCGCGCGUUUCUUGGCGCUACUCAAUCGCGUCGAGCGUAUGAAGAUCACGCGCGGGAAACGUCUGGUCCCCGGGCGAUCUGGGCACCGACUGCCCUCCCUCAGCGCGCGUCGCCGGCCCAUCCGAGUUUCCGGCAGCCCAUGUUUAGUUCGGAGUGGCGACACCCUGAUGGUCCUGCCCGUGGAGGCCCAGUAGCGCCACAAUUGUUCCACCCCAAUGCGCGAAGUCUCGGCGCUGGCAACGCGGGCGCGACCGCCACAGCGCCAAUAUAUUCAGACUACAAGCACAACGGGCUAGCGCGCUCGCCAGAUCUUACGUCCCACAUGCCCAAGAAGGCGCGUCGUGCCAGUGGUCAAGGAGCAUCUCGUCGACGUGCCAAAGAGAGUGCCAUUCCUGCAGCGCGACCAAAGAGCGGCCGCACCUCUGAACCGAACCUUCUCAACCACAGCGCAAUCGGAACGUAUGACCACAUUGUGCCGGAGGAAAAUCUUGCCAUUCCACCAGCAAUGACUCCGCCUCAGGGUUUCCUCGAUGUCUCUCCUCAACUGAUGGCGAGCUCGCCGCUUGUCGUUGGCAACAUCACGGGACAUCCUCCGCAGCCCUCCCUUGUAGACGCAUACUCGCAAGAUCCCCUUCGCAAGGGGACCCUGGCUGCACACGUCAACUAUACCAUAGCGGCGUCAGCUCCCCCUACAUACACUCAGACGUCCGGAGUCGACCGUGCCGCACAGGUCGACGAGCUCUCCCACGGGCAAUACCUCGCCAACAACGUCUCUGUGACACAGCCAGGGGAUCGCAUCCAAGGGUUCUCCCCCAGGUGGCAAACGGAUCCCCCUUCGCCAUCACAGUCUUCAUGGUCUUCUCCUACAUCAAGCAUAUCAGAGGCGACGCAUGAACAACUUGUGGUCAGCGCUGUCCAUCCCUUCUCGACUAGCACGUACUCUGCACUUCAAGUACAACCCAUAGCGCGCUGGUACAGCUCCCCUGCAUGGCUGCCUCCUGAAGCCCGGAGAACCAUGGACCUCAAAGAUACAGUCGGGAGCGGUCUUCGUGGGCAGCUCGUGAUAUCCGGGCGAAAGCAGGCAAACGUGUGGGUCAAGGUGCCCUCUUCAGAGACGAGUCAAGCGGCGCUCGCGUCUUCUGCCGAGUUCUUCCCAAACGGGAAGCCCAUCGUGGCUCCGGUUAUAAUUCACCAACUUGCUGCGACCGGUAUCACCCCAUCCGGCUGGAUUCCGAAGAACAUCGUCGAUUCCGGGACGAGCCACUGCCCUAUGAAGUAG
Trametes versicolor FP-101664 SS1 is the source of this 1965-nucleotide messenger RNA. RefSeq lists its product as uncharacterized. The record is from RefSeq and is a predicted model, not a curated record. Bases 1 to 1965 code for a protein of 654 amino acids. Lineage: Eukaryota; Fungi; Basidiomycota; Agaricomycetes; Polyporales; Polyporaceae. The transcript has 9 exons.